CACACACGCACACACACACGAGAGCGCACAUACACACACACGCACACACACACGAGAGCGCACACACGCGCGCACACGCAGCACGACCCACUCGGCUCGUGACCGCACCGCUGAGCGGCUGCGUUUCAUCAGCAGCUCGCGGCAGAUCACGCAGGUAUCAGAGCUCUCAAACCCGACCAGGGAUCCAUCAAGGGUGUAUCCUGGCGUCUUCCGGAGAGCUGAAAAGACCUGCUCUUGCAUACCAAGGAUCAUCAAACGCAAGAGGGGAAUCUCAGCUUUGCUAAGCCCUCAAAGAACGUCCAUCGUGGAAAUUAUUCUGAAACGUCUUCCUUCUCAGAUUGGAUUCUUGCUGUCUUCACACUUUCUCGUGCACGUUGCCGAAAUCCACCUGAUGGGAUAAAAUGUUCUGCAUCCGACUGCGUUUCACCUGAAGAAAAUGUUCUUAACCAGUUGUCAAGUCUACUUAAUUUGAUGAUUUGAAGAAACUAUGAUUUUAAGGCAUGCUGGCGUGGUUUUGAGACUUGACUGAAGGAACAUUUCAGCAAGCUACAUUAAGAAGCGUGACUUUCCGUUUUCUCAGCCGGAUUGCUGAGGUUUGUGUCGUUAUCAAGGAUACAAUCAUGGUGAUGUCGCAGGGCACCUACACGUUCCUGGCGUGCUUUGCUGGAUUCUGGCUGAUAUGGGCCCUGAUCGUUAUGGUUUGCUGCUUCUGCAGCUUUGUGCAGCGUAAACUGAAGCGGCGGCGUGAGGAGAGGCUGAGGGAGCAGUGUCUGAGGGCCUUGGAGAUGGAGCCUUUGGAGUGUACAGGGGUAGGAUAUCCUCCGAGAGAACCACCUCAGUUCUGUCCACCAACUCAAAUGAUGUCUCCGCAGCUGCCAGUCGCUCAUACGAUUCCUCAAGGGAACUGGACACCACCACCAGCUCCCAUCCUCCCAGUGGAUAACGAUGCGUGUGGAAAACCUCCUUGCUACGAGGAGGCCGUUCUGAUGGAGGAUCCUCCUCCGCCUUACAGCGAGGUUCUUGCUGAUCCAAGAGGUGGAACUUACACUAAACCUGUCCUGAGGUCCUCCAGGGAGCAUCAGGAGUCCGAGACCAGAAAGAUGGCGCCCGUGACUGUGUUUUCCGAGCGUGGCUACUCGUCGCUGAUCCGCUUGCCCUCGGCCAGGCGCUGGGACUCACUGGACCACCUGCUGUCCAACGUGGACCUUAACCACUCCAGCAUGGCGCUGGAGCCGCACGCCUCGGCCAUGGCCACAAUGCCCCGCGACGGUCGCAUUCACAUGGACUUGGGCCUGCGCAGCUUACGGCCUCUGGACCACAGUUAUGGACUGCCCACUGCUUUCCCUCUCUUGGGCCGAAGCACGGCAGUGUGAACCUCCAUUUGCACCACCGUGUGCCAUUUUACGAGGGAAAUUGUCAGCCCUUCCUUCCGACAGGGUUAUUGAUUUGGAGAGAAAAGCUUCUUUGAAGAACUCAAAAGACUUUUCCGCUCAAUUUUUUUCUUCUCAAGCCGAAGAUUGUAUGACAGAUGUAUUUCUCUAGCUCUCUUUCUUUCUUUUGCUGUGUGGCGUCCCUGCCUGAUGCAGAGCCGUAGCUAUUAUGUGAGCAUUGUUGCCAUGGUUCCCAGGCCUCUCUUCUUCCCUUUCUUUUUUCCCCCUCAUUCUCCACAGCCUUGGACUGAUGUAAAAUAAGCAGGAUUUGAAAUUCUGUUUUGUAAACUAGAUCUAGCACAGGGCCACAGCAUAGCAAAACAUUCACAGUCUGUACUGUAGCCAUAUCAUAGCCUGGGAGUUGGUGUGUGUCAGAACAGCGGCUUAGCGUCUGAACGUUCAACUUUAAUUUGAAUCACGCAUCACUCCUUCUGGCUUUUGUUGAGGGGUGGCAUCUUUUCAGGGCAGCAAUCGGUUCACUGUAAUUUGAUCAGUGGUGCUCCAAAACGAGGUUUCAUUACCACAUUGAUCGAUGAUAUGCUUUUGUUAAAAAAAAAUUAAUAAUAAUCAUAAUAAUAAGCAACUGUCCUGGUGCAGUCUGACUCUCAGACGAGGUUCAUCAUGCUGCUCAAGUGUACAAAAUGUACUGUAUAAACUGUGAAAAAUGACCUUGCUGCUCUGACAAGGUAAAAGGUAAUGAAAUACAGAAAUCUGCACAAGGUUUUUUUUCUCCCUAACAGAAUCUAGUACACACACACACACACACACACACACACACACACACACACACACAGUACUGUGCAAAAGUCCUAGGCAUGUGUAAAGAAAUGCUGUAGACCAAAAAUGGCUUAAAAACGAGACCAUUGUAGAUGGUGUAGCUCACUCCGGCCCCGUCUAGUCCAGAAGGAACGAUCUCAAGCGGGCCACCUUGCGCAAUAAAUGUUGCACGCUGCAUACACUAUAUACAAGCUAUAUACAGAAGCGAUAUCCACCCUAGGAAUACCGAACUAUUUACCAGAAAGAAUCCAAAAUGGCGAGGAAUUGACCUUUUUGUUGAACUGCUCAUUAAGGCUUAAUUAGUCCAUAACGUCAUUAAUAAUUGUAAUGAAGCAAAUCUGGGUAGAAGUUAUAUGCACCCUAGGUCUCCCUACCUUCAUGCCAGAAAAAAUCAAAAUUGGUGAAGAAUUGAGGGAGAAGAAGCGAUUUGUGUGGAAAUUGCUCAUUAGAGAUUGAUUAAUUACUCCAUUUCUUCAUUAUUAAUUGCAGUUAUGCAAAUUCGUGUAGAAGUCAUAUGCACCCCAGGCAGACCUACCUUCCUGCCAAAAAGAAUAAAAAUUGGUGAAGAAUUGAGAGAGAAAAAGCGAUUUUCGUGAAAUGUGGACGAUGCUGGACGAACGACGGCCAACACGAUAGUGUAAACUCAUCACCUGUCGGCCGGAUGAGCUAAUAAUGAAAUGAAAUGUUUCAACAUUUAAAAAAGACUAUAAACAGUAAUCAGUAAGCCGUAAUAAAUCAAUAUAACAAAGUCAAUAUUUGGUGUGAGACGACCCAAAAAAUAAAUAAAAAAAAUCUCCGUCUCAGGUCCAGUGAGUGCAGUUUUAUGCGGAAAUGAGCUGUAGGUUUUACUGAGCGUCUUACAGAACCAGCCGCAGUUCUUCUGGACACUUUGUCACACUCGCUUCUUCAUUUUGCACCAAAACCCAGCAGCCUUCAUUAUGUUUCUUUUUUAAUCUGAAAAGUGCUCUCUUAUGGAAUAUGCUGCUCAGACAU
Messenger RNA from Neoarius graeffei (lesser salmon catfish), 3200 nucleotides. RefSeq names its product proline-rich protein 7. The record is from RefSeq and is a predicted model, not a curated record. The transcript is spliced from 3 exons. Lineage: Eukaryota; Metazoa; Chordata; Actinopteri; Siluriformes; Ariidae. The coding region runs from base 621 to 1373 and encodes 250 amino acids.